GUUUUGCUACGCGGUCGACGCCUAUCUGGUGAUCCGGAGAUCAGCAGGACAGAGCACCAUCCUGCUUUACCACAUCAUGGCCUGGGGCCUGGCCGUCCUGCUGUGCGUGGAGGGAGUGGUCAUGCUCUACUACCCGUCCGUGUCCAGGUGUGAACGGGAUCCGGAGCUCGCCAUCCCACACUAUGUCACCACGUACUUGCCGCUGCUGCUCGUCCUGGGGGCCAACCCCAUCCUAUUCUGGAAGACCGUGACCGCAGUGGCCUCUUUACUAAAGGAAGAAAAGGCAUUUACACAGAGAACGAGAGACGGAUGGGAGCCGUGAUCAAGAUCCGAUUUUUCAAAAUAAUGCUGGUUUUAAUUAUUUGCUGGUUGCCAAACAUCAUCAACGAAAGCCUUUUAUUCUAUCUUGAAAUGCAACCAGAUAUCAACGGGAGCUUUUUGAGACCUGUGAGAAAUGCGGCCAAGACCACGUGGUUUAUAAUGGCGAUACUGAACCCAGCCCAGGGAUUUCUCUUGUCUUUGGCCUUCUACGGCUGGACAGGAUGCAGCCUGGAGUUUCAGUCUCCCAGGAAGGAGAUUCAGUGGGAAUCCAUGGCAACCUCUGCCGCGGAGCAGCCCUGCCUGUCCCCAGAUGGCUCCAGCGCACCCGGUGAGAGCCUCACUCCCAGGAAGGUGCUGCGACUCGGCGGGCACGUGUCCGACGAGGCCCUGAGCCUGUUGUCUGAAGGUUCCGACGCCAGCACGGUUGAAAUCCAUGUCACAAGCGGGUCCCGCAACGAAAAUGAGGUGGAAUCUGUUCCCGAACCCCAGGGAGACCUCUGAGAGGGACGUGACAGGGGUCCGGUCCCCACAUCCUCAGGUUCUGCGUUUCUCACUCUUUAGAACUGCAUUCUCCCCACAAACCUUCCUGUCCUCACCGUGUUGUAACGGUUCCUUCCCGAGGAGUAGCCGUGGUAAGAGACGCGAUCCGUGAGCACGAGCUUGGGAACAGAGAGAGCAUUCCUUCCAGACCAGACAUAGCAGCUGCUCUCCCCUCUUCUGAGGUUGCCUAUAAUGUAAAUGCCAGACCCAGGUCCUUAGAAAAGUGAAUAAAGUCGUUGUAACUGAGCUCCAGGCCUGGCUCACAUGCUGUCUGAACAACAUCUCUAGCAAAUGCUCUUGAGCAAGGUCUUGAUGACGUAGCCCCUGGUCCCCAUGUUGUGCUGAGCAGUGACCUGGUCUAAGGACUCCUUGGCCCUGACUGACACCAUUUCCCAG
Lynx canadensis (Canada lynx) is the source of this 1257-nucleotide messenger RNA. It is a transcript of the gene GPR143, whose product is annotated as G protein-coupled receptor 143. Gene Ontology annotation, molecular function: L-DOPA binding; L-DOPA receptor activity; dopamine binding. Gene Ontology annotation, cellular component: plasma membrane; melanosome membrane. Gene Ontology annotation, biological process: regulation of calcium-mediated signaling; G protein-coupled receptor signaling pathway; melanosome organization. The record is from RefSeq and is a predicted model, not a curated record. The transcript has 7 exons. NCBI's taxonomy places the organism in Eukaryota, Metazoa, Chordata, Mammalia, Carnivora, Felidae. The coding region runs from base 310 to 822 and encodes 170 amino acids.